GGUUUGCUGAUGAAAUGCAAGCGCUCAAAGAUUCGAGGACGCAAGACGAUCAGCCAUCGCGGUCACAGCCAAGCACACUCACGUUCGUUCUUCUGUUGCUGUGGGAGCGAGAGGCAGGGGAGAGCAUUUCCAACACACACGCAGAGCACGCUGGACACCACACAAAGGGCGUAACACAUACAUAAGCACGCAAGGAGAGUGCAACUAGCGUCGGUGAUGCCGGGUGUGCUGUCGAGGCUGGCGGCGACGCCAAUUGCUCGUCGCGUCAUCAGGCACAUGACAACCUUCGUGCGGCCAGGCACGAGUGCUGCGCUUAAGCUGCGAGGAGGAGGAGCAGCGCAAUGUCCAAAGCCACCGCCGUCUUCAGGGUCAACGCCAGGCAGCGUUCAGCGCCCGUGUUAUGGUCGAGAUGCCAGCCCAGAGAAAUGCGCAAACUGCCACGUCUUCCCAUGCAACAAGAUCAUGAUGCAGCGCUUUCAAGGGCGGGACUACUCGUUCCGGGCGAAUAGGGGGCGGCCGUGGCUGUGGUUCUUCGCCACUGCAGGCAUCUACGUUGUCCUCAACACAGAGCAAGUGCCAAUCACAGACCGGUAUCGCGUGCGUCUGGUCCCGGAGUUUCUUGAGCGACGGAUGGAUGAGGACUACGACCAAACCAUAGUCAACGCCCUCACCACACGCGCCCUCCCCGUCGAGUCAAUGGAGCAUCAGCGCAUUCAGAGCAUUGGCGAUCAGCUCUGCAAAGCAAACGGCCUCCCGCCCAUGGAAUACUUUGUCAUUGACGACGACGAAGAAAACGCUUUCGUAUCAGCAGGUGGGAAAGUGAUCUUCUACACGGGCCUGCUGCGCGUGCUUGAUUCCGUGGACGAGGUUGCCGUUGUUCUCUCGCACGAGCUCGGCCACUACGUGGCGCGGCACAGCAGCGAGCGAACAGGCAUUGACUGGCUCAAGGCGUGCUUGCAGGCAAUCUUUGACCUCGACGGAUCCGACACAGCAAACAAAGUGUCGACGAUGGCGCUGACGCUUCCAAAGUCCCGCAGCGUGGAGCGAGAGGCAGACCACAUUGGCCUCAUUCUCCUCGCACGCGCCUGCUUCAACCUCAACGCAGCACCAAAGGCGUGGGAGAAGUUGCAUGCAAGCAAACUGCGACACCUCGAAGAGAGGCAGCGCGAGUUUGAGGAGACGCAAGAGCACCGGACCGAAAUGCAGGCGGCACAGCGGCUCAUGGACACAUCCACACGCAGCAGCAGCAGCAGGAGAUAUGCGCGGGGCAGUGGCGCAAGGCAUGGUGGUGGUGAUGGUGAUGAUGGUGAUGCUCAGGAGGUACAGCAGCGGUGGAACACAGGUAGCGAGCACAGUGCAAGGCACUCAGAGCAAGCACGCGAGUCAGACAACGCGCAGCAACAGCAACAGCAGCAGCGGGGCCACUACUACGAUCAGCACGGCAGAGUCAGCGGCAGCAGCAGCAGAAGUAGCGGUGGCGCCCAGAGCAGUGAUGGACUGGUGGGAAAUGUGCGGGCAGUGGUGUCAUCUGUCCUCACAUCGUCGGCAAACGCAUUUCUCGAAGACUCCAUCGAGCCAGAGACAUUCGCAGAGAGGCUGUGGGCAACGCACCCGACACACACGGAGCGCCUGGACCACUUUCGCCUCGACGGGCCCUGGAUGGAGGCUGCGCGUGGCGAGCAGGAGCGGUACUGCAACUGCUGCGAGGCGCUACGGCCCGUGCCGGCGUUCCACGAGACACGCCCGCUCCGGUGGUGGCUCAGGGCAACCAAGGACAGGGUGGCCAGAGAACACAUGCUGCUGAUGCAGCAGGAGGGCGGCGAUGGCUUUGAUGGUGAUGGUGAUGGUGAUGGUGAUGGAAGGAGGCGGUGACAUGACUGAGCCGGUGGUGUGAGUUGUUGGGUGUCAGCUGUGCAUGUGCUCUUGGGACGUGUGUUACAACAUCGCUGUUAACGUUAUUACAUUACAUAUGCCU
Messenger RNA from Salpingoeca rosetta, 1975 nucleotides. RefSeq lists its product as uncharacterized. NCBI's taxonomy places the organism in Eukaryota, Choanoflagellata, Craspedida, Salpingoecidae. Gene Ontology annotation, cellular component: membrane. The transcript is spliced from 10 exons. The coding region runs from base 217 to 1872 and encodes 551 amino acids. Gene Ontology annotation, molecular function: metalloendopeptidase activity. The record is from RefSeq and is a predicted model, not a curated record.